Danio aesculapii is the source of this 3748-nucleotide messenger RNA. RefSeq names its product dishevelled-binding antagonist of beta-catenin 3a (gene dact3a). Lineage: Eukaryota; Metazoa; Chordata; Actinopteri; Cypriniformes; Danionidae. Gene Ontology annotation, cellular component: cytoplasm. The record is from RefSeq and is a predicted model, not a curated record. Gene Ontology annotation, biological process: negative regulation of canonical Wnt signaling pathway. The coding region runs from base 86 to 1693 and encodes 535 amino acids. The transcript has 4 exons.
AUGUGCAGAACUCUUCAGACUGUCAGCCCUUCUCCAGCAUGGACCCCUCUUCGGACGCUGCUGUGGCCUGGUUCUGAGCUCCGGGAUGUUCCGCGUGUUCUCUUCGGAGCGCGGGCGGCAGAAGCAGCGGCUGGAGCUCAGUCUGGCCGGAAUCUGCGAGCUGGAGCUGCUCAAGCGGCGGCAUCAGGCGCUCAUCAUAUCCGCGCUGGGGCUUCACAGUCCAGACCCGCCACAGGAGCACCAGUGGCGGCCCGCGGAGCAGCAGGGCCCGCGCGGGACACCGGAGAGCUGCUGGAGUCUGAUGAAGCUGCUGCAGAAUCAGGUUGGAGAGCUGAAGGUGGACACGGAGAACAGCAGCGCAGCAGCAGUGGAGAACUGCACUGAAGAUGGAGAGCGAACAGUUGGCGCAGGUUUCUCUGAGGCUCCUGAGGGCCCGUCUGACUCCUCCGUUCAAGGUGAAAUCUCCUCGAGGGCCGUUUGCCCCGUCCGGCUCACCGAGAGACCCAAAUCUGCUGGUGAUGUGUGUGUCGGGGGCACUCGCAUCGCAGUUCCCCGCUCUCUCUCUGCACCGUAUCCGCCACUAGAGGGCAUCGCAGAGGGUAUCUCUGAGGAUGAGCCGUGGAUCUGGCAACCCAGCGAGGACAUCGAUGAAAAUCCCACCACAGACGACUACAGACAGGCACAGCACGUGGAAACCUACAUCCUCGGACUGAUUCAGCGGCGCUCUCCUCCUGCCAGACCCAAUAAACCUCGCACAAGCCUCAGUCCCGAACCCAGAGCGGUGAUCCGUCAGAGCAGCUUGAGUCGAAAAGAGCCGCCGUUUGUCCCAGAGAGACUCGCAUGGGCUGAAGACGAGUGUGCAGGAGUCCGCUAUCCCAGAAUGCACACAUCUCUGGAUUUCCCUUGUGGAGCUCUGGAUCUCAGUAGCAGUGAAGCAGAGUCUCCGCAACACUUCCACCAACACACACACACACUCUCUCCAUCCUCUGAUGAGCUGGUGAACGCACAGUAUAUCCCUGCACAGCCAUGUAGAGCUCAAGCACGACCCACAACCUAUAAAUCCCCCAAAUCCUCUUAUUCGCCAGAGAGGAAACCAAGAGCCACACCUAAGAAGUGUCGGUUUACAGAGGACAAGAAUGCACAGAAGAAACCCGGACGAAAAGCCUGUCGUGCACAGUCUGAGAACAGCCUGCUGGGUCAGCGAGGAGUUUCAGAACGCAGAUAUAAUACAGUGGAGCGGGACGCAGUGCGGAGCAUCCCGAAAGCCAGACGUAGCUCGGGCAGACGUUGGCGAUCUACUCAGGAGCUCAGUCAGGAUGAAGCAGAGAUACCCAACGAACAGCCAAUCAGACGCUCCCGUAGAGCUCGACCCGUCUGCGGAUACACCCAUCCCACAGCGCAUCACCCCCAGCCUCCGCUCCGCGAGUACACUGCUCUCCCGGGAGAGUCCGAGUCCAGCCUGAGCGAGGCCGAGUCCCCCGGCUCCAGCUCUCUGUCCAGCGACUCUGAUGGAAGUGGGGGAUUAGUGUGGCCUCAGCAGCUCCACCCCCAGCCGGCUCCGACCACACAGUCACACCCACCCGGACACGACCUGCAGCCCAAAGCCUUCGUGAAGAUCAAGGCCUCACAUGCGCUCAAGAAGAAGAUCCUGAGGUUCAGAAGCGGAUCCCUCAAGGUCAUGACCACCGUGUGAGAGACGCAAACACACACAAACUCUCACCUUCAGGUUCCUGAACAGAGUUUAGGUGGCGAACAGGACAUACAGAUUAUAUACGAAAAGGUUGUUUAGGGUCUACUUCAGUAGGUUUACAUUCAUUCUUUCAUUUUAAUUUGACUUGGUCCCUUAUUUAUUUGGGAUUGUUUUACACAGCCAAUUUAGUUCAUCAAUUCCCCUAUAGCACAUAUGUUGGACUGUGGGGGACACUGGAGGAAACCCACGCCAACACAAGGAGAACAUGUAAACACCACACAGACAUGCCAACUGACCCCGUUGGGACUCGCACCAGUGACCUUCUUGCUGUGAGGCCACAGUGCUGACCACUGACCCACCAUGCUGCCUCUGGUUUACAUUCAUCCAAAGUAAAUAAAGUAAAUCCGCUGCAGCAUUAGCUCUGUUCUCACAGUGUCUGAGAUGGUCUGUUAUGUGGCCUUACUCAUUCUGUUGUGAUUGGUCAAAUGCCCCUACUCUGCUCACCCUACAAUGCUAUAAUUGAUCAGAUAGCUUUACUGUGAUUUGAUUGGUCAGAUUGCUGUACUUUGCUCUGAUUGUUCAGAUGACCCUACCAUGCUCUGAUCGGAUGGGUGACUCUACUCAGACCUACCAUCCUCUAAUUCAAUGGCCUCAAACUCAAUUCCUGGAGGGCCACAGCUCUACAGAGUUAAGCUCCUACCACCUCUAUCUCACACCUGCUUAAUAGUCUCUAGUAGUCUUGGAGACUUUGAUUGGUUGAAUCAGCUGUGUUUGAUUAGGGUUGGAGCAAAACUGUGCAGAGCUCCCUCCAGGAAUCGAGUUUGAGACCUAACUCCUUGAGACCUUGAAAUGCUCUAAUUGUUCAGGUGACUCUACUCUGCUUCUUUUCAAGUUGUGAUUGGUCAGACGACCAUACCUUGCUGACACUAUCACCCUCUAAUUGGUCAGGUGGCUCUACUGUGCUCUGAUUGGUCAGGUGACCCUACUUGGCUCUGAUUGGUCAUAGGCACCCACUCUGCUCCUUCUCAAGUUGUGAUUGGUCAGAUGACACUACCUUGCAGGUCCUACCACCCUCUAAUUGGUCAGGUAGCUCUACUGUGCUCUGAUUGGUCAGGUGACCCUACUCAGCUCUGAUUAGUCAUAUGCACCUUCUCUGCUUCUUCUCAAGUUGUGAUGGGUCAGAUGACCCUUCCUUGCUGACCCUACCACCCUUUAAUUGGUCAGGUUGCUCUUCUGUGCUCUGAUUAGUUAGGUGACCCUACUCAGCUCUGAUUGGUCAUAUGCACCUACUCUGCUCCUUCUCAAGUUGUGAUUGGUCAGAUGACACAACCUUGCUGACGCUACCACCCUCUAAUUGGUCAGGUGGCUCUACUGUGCUCUCAUUGGUCAGGUGACCCUACUCAGCUCUGAAUGGUCAAAUGCACCUACUCUGCUUCUACUCAAGUUGUGAUUGGUCAGAUGAGCCUACUCCUCUCUGAUUGGGCGGGUGAUGCUACCGUGCUCUGAUUGGCCCUACCUUGCUCUGAUUGGUCAGAUGGCUUUAUAGUGGUUCAUUGCUCUAUAGGUCAACAAUAACAGGUGUUACAAACCUGGAAUUGUGCAGAAAGUACAGCUGGCGACUGCUGACUACUAUCCUGAAAGCGUUUACCCCUAAGGAAUACAAAUUAGAGCAAAACUACAUAUUUUCAUCUGAUGAUCAGGAUUGGGUCGAUGACAUUUCCCUGUUGUGUGGAUUUUGGUUCAAUUGCAAUCUGUCUUUCCUGAUGAAUAUUCUGUGACGUGGUCAGUUCAAAGUCAUUAAUUCCUGACCUCUGAAUGUUGCUUAUCUGGGAUAACACACAAAGAUGGCCACACGGACUCAUUUUCAGCUGUAAAUUUGAACUGAAGAUGGUACACAGCAAGGCUCAUUCUGAGAUGCUGAUGCACAGGACUCUGUAAAUGCAAAGACACACACUCAUAUGAUAAUACCACACAUGUACAUAUCUGUAAAUGUUUCCUAUAUUUAUGAAUGUAAUCUGUAAAUAAAGACCUGGGACCACGUCUGCAAACAUCCACAAA